AUGCUCCGAAGCCUAAUUUUCGCCGGCUCCGUAACGAUUGCGGUGUUGGCACUGCUCAUCAGCCAAUGGACGCCUCCAUCAGCGCCGCAUGUCGAGCAUAUUCGUCAAGGGCGCAACAACACCGUCUUGAUCCUGUCAAACAAUGAACACGGGCUGUCCAAUGUCCAUGUGGCAACGGCAUACGCCUUGUUGGAGCGUCACCCGGAGGUGGAGGUUCAUUACGCAUCUUUCGCGCCCAUGGGCCGGAAAUUGGGGCGCGUAUCCGACCGAGCUCGGCAGAUCAACCCAGCAGCACGCAGCAUUGUUUACCAUGAGCUCCCGGCGGAAUUAUCGUUUAUGACCAGCGGACGCAAGAACGGAGAAGGGCCGGUCGACGUCCUUCACUCCCCUGGUCUCGGCAGUAUCAAGACAGUAACCAAAUUCAUGCCCUGGAUUGUGUCGAUCUGGUCUGGCGAAGAUCAUUUGGCUCUCUUUGAGAAAAUCACAGACGUGAUAGAUGAAGUAGAUCCCUCACUAGUCGUCUUGGAGGUCUUCCUCCGACCCGCUAUCGAUGCGGUGUAUAACAGGAGUCGCCUUCACGCCUAUAUCUCCCCUCUCACUCCUCUUGAGCACUUUGCAAUUGAGCAGCCUUAUGGUAGCUGGCUAUGGAAGUAUCCUGUCAUGGGUUCUGGCAUCCCGUUUCCAGUACCGUGGACAAGAAUGCUAGAAAAUAUUUAUAUAAACUUGCGAUUUUACUAUUCCAUGUUUCGAAUGGCGGGCCAAACGGACAAGAAUAAGUACUUGGAAUCGAAAGGCCUUGUCUACCCUAUUAGCUGGUUCAACUUCCGCAACGCAAAUGUGCCCUGGAUCUCGCAGGCCGUCCCAGGUGCCUCGACACCGCUCGACGUUCUUCCGCAGAAUGUUACUCUUACCGGACCCAUCCUUCUUUCGAUGGCAACUGCUGAGGAGCAGGCACCAGAACUAACUAAAUGGCUUGCUCGUGCUCCAACUGUGCUUAUCAGUCUGGGUACUAUUUUCAUAUAUACGGAGGCGCAAGCAACAGCAAUGGCACAAGCGAUCGCAGAUACACUAAUUUCGCGACCUGAUCUCCAGGUCCUCUGGAAAUUCAUGAAAGCUACCGACGCCAACGGCACGAGUUACAGCGACGAAUUCCUAGAGCCGCUGCGCCCCUUUCUUGAGAACGGGCGACUCAAGAUGGAGACGUGGUUAGACGUACAGCCUGUGACGCUUCUGGAAACCGGCUACAUCGUUCUUUCGGUGCAUCAUGGCGGGGCAGGCUGUUAUCACGAGGCACUCGCGACGGGGGUGCCGCAGAUGGUCUUACCCCAAUGGCUAGACCAUUUCAGCUUCGCGCAGCUAUCCCAAGACAUAGGGGUUGGUGUCUGGGGAUGCUCGGAGGCGAGCCCCUUUUGGGGAGCCACGUGUCUCCGCGAUGCAUUCGCUACUGUCUUAGACAGUGAGAAGUCCGCCCAAAUUCAGGAGAAGGCGAAACAUUUCGGCGACAUCGCGAAGAGGAACCCCGGCCAAUACGUGGCUGCUGACGAGAUUGCGAAAUGGGCUGCCUCCGGUUAUGCUUCUUGA
Messenger RNA from Xylaria bambusicola, 1581 nucleotides. RefSeq lists its product as uncharacterized. The coding region runs from base 1 to 1581 and encodes 526 amino acids. NCBI's taxonomy places the organism in Eukaryota, Fungi, Ascomycota, Sordariomycetes, Xylariales, Xylariaceae. The transcript has 5 exons. The record is from RefSeq and is a predicted model, not a curated record.